AUGGUCAAGGUCAAAUCUCUUUUCAAGCUGCGAGGCUUUCGGAAACCAAGCAAGUCUGAGUUUCCCAAACUCUGCAAGACGUGUCGGAAUAUCGACUUCAAGAAAUAUCUCAUCUACGACGAUGAGACAUCCGUUGAAGCAACAAAAGCAGCCAUCAAGCUCGGCUAUCUCGACGACCUGAUUCAGCGGUCCUCAUCAUGCCCACUUUGUGCUCUCAUCGUCGAUUGCGCCAAGCGCCGCAAUGACGGCGAACAACCACCUGUCGUGUAUAAAAAGAAGCGAGUGAAAGUAUCGACGUGUAGAAAGUUCAUAUGCAGAGUUUAUGGCGAGGGCGAUCAGUCCGCCAUUGUUCAACGAAUGGUGCUGGAAUUCGAGCCUGCUAUCUUCGGAUACUUUUCACACAUCAGAUUUCAAUUAUCUACUCCGAACGAGGAAGUUUCUGGAUUCGGACGUCAGAUGAAACCGAUCAUUGACAUGGCUCGGCUCAAAGGAUGGCUGAGUGAUUGCGAGGUAAGGCACGGUAAUCAAUGCCAUGCUCCCAGCUGGCUUGGAGAGCAGAAACAACCUCGAUUCCUCAGAGUCAUCGACACUGAGAAAAAGUGUGUUGUUCAUGCACCAUCAGAAUGUCGCUAUGUAGCUUUGAGCUACGUCUGGGGAAAUCGCAAAAAGAUGCAAUCACGUCUUUGGCUAAGUACGAAAGCCACUAAAGAUAAGCUUGAGAGGGAAGGUGGUUUGGAUGUGAAAUCACUACCGAAGACUAUAUUCGAUGCUCUUCAUCUACUCUCGGAGAUGGGAGAGCGCUAUUUAUGGGCGGAUGCGCUCUGCAUUGUUCAGGAUGACGACACGGAAUUGGCUGAGCAGACUUCCCAGAUGGAUUUGGUCUAUGCUAGGGCAGUGUUUACAAUUAUUGUUGCAUCGGGGACGAAUGCUAAUGCAGGGCUACCGGGACUACAUGCGAACACAAGAUCUGCUCUUCAGGGUUCUAUAAGAAUAGAUGACAAAUACUCGUUGACACAAACAGUGGCUCAAGGCAAUGCCACCCAUCUAGCACAGUCAACAUGGAACUCGCGAGGCUGGACAUUCCAAGAAAGGCUACUCUCACGGCGAGUGCUCAUCUUCACUCCCGAACAAGUCUUCUGGAAUUGUGAAUCAGCAGUGUGCUGCGAAGAAACCACAUUAGAGCGAUUUGAGGAUAUUUCUGUCCUCCCUCAAGCCUUAGACUGUCACGAUGAAUGGGAGGAUAAACCCGACAAGUUUAGUAGGGAUUCUCUUAGGACCUAUAUAAUUCAAUAUUCUGGUCGAGACUUCACCUAUCAGAGUGACGCUCUCGCUGCAUUCUCAGGAAUAUUGAGGAGAAUGGAAUACGAGAAUAAGGAAUCCUAUCACUGGGGACUUCCUCACACAAGAUUCGACCAAGCAUUGUCCUGGGAUGGCGGCGCUAAACUCAGAGACGCGCUUUGUCGUCUUACUGCUGAAGAUGGCUCUGUUCAUCAAGUCCCCUUCCCCACCUGGUCUUGGCUAGGAUGGACAGGCUUCAUCAGCGGUCCUAUGUACAAUGAGACCGUUCAUGCACACACCUUGAACGGAACCUCGAAGUCCGAACUUCAGUUCUACAAGGUUGGUCUACACAACGAUAUCCAGCUAAUACAAGGCCCUGAUCCUGACUCAACCCCACCAACGCGUCGCUAUCCCAAGAACGACGAGCAAAAAUAUUUUCCUCUUCGAUCGAGAUGGAAAGGCGAAACCUCAAUUGAGAACAUUUCACCAGGUCUAUUGGCCCAACCAUUUAUAGACACAGGCCGACUAACUUUUUGGACAAGUCAUGCCCGUAUCAUGACACGAUAUGAUGAGACGUCACACGAGAUUUCCAUCGUUAUCAAAGGCAAAAAAAUAAACGUGCCUACUUCUGGAAGUCUAUUUCAACGACACUUUGAGACCCGGCGCCGGGCAAAGAUUAUAUCGAUAAUGCAAACUAGUCAGAAACGCCCAUUAGACUUCAUUGUUGUUGGGAGGUUCGCUGAGAUAGAGAGGUUGGAGAUGGAGAAGUUGAAUGUGUUAAUUGUGGAAUGGGAUGAGGAUGAGAAGGAGAGAAAUGUUGCACGAAUGACCGGGACUGCUGUUAUCGAAGAGAAAGAUUGGGUGGAGGCUGAGAGGGAAUGGAAGCUGGUGAUACUCAAAUAA
Molecule: messenger RNA, 2181 nt
Organism: Mollisia scopiformis
Lineage: Eukaryota; Fungi; Ascomycota; Leotiomycetes; Helotiales; Mollisiaceae
Product: HET-domain-containing protein
Exons: 4
Coding region: 1-2181 (726 amino acids)
Source: RefSeq, a predicted model, not a curated record